ACAAUCCUCUGCGCUCACAUAAGUGAUGUCACCUGACAAUAAAGAGGGGAGGGUGUGCUAAUGUUUACAACCGUCGGGCUGUCAAUAAUCGUAUCGUACAAACUGUGAUUUAGUCGAUUUUUCAGCAGCACAUGGGGGAAAAAAACUAAAACUAAAUGACUCCUGCACGCUUUCAGGUUUUCGUUAACUGAGUCGUCUGGUUGAUCUUGGCUCACUGUGUUUCACAGUGGAUCUGAGCCGGCAUCUGGGAACAACAUUUCAGAGUGUACAUUUUGCUGGUAAACAGAUUUCUUUCCAGUGUCCUGAUGGAGUGGGUGUUCAUCAUGAACCGGAUGAGCUCUCAGGGCAGCUCUGCAGCCCAGCGGAGGCGGAUGGCUCUGGGCGUGGUGAUACUCCUGCUGGUGGAUGUCAUCUGGGUAGCCUCCUCUGAGCUAACCUCAUACAUUUUCAAGCGACAGGAGUACAACAAACCCUUUUUCAGCACAUUCACCAAGACCUCCAUGUUUGUGCUCUAUUUGCUGGGUUUCCUGCUGUGGCGACCUUGGAGGCAGCAGUGCACUGGCACUCUGAAACGCCGACACUCUGCGUUUUUUGCUGAUGCUGAGGCCUACUUUGCACCCUGCACCACUGACACCACUGUGAGCAACAGUUUGAGUGAACCGCUGUAUGUUCCAGUCAAGUUUCAGGACGUACCUGCCGAGCAUCCAAACUGUUUAAUCGGAGACUGUGAAUCUGUGUCAGCUUCCAAAAAGCAGCGGGUGCGUUUUAGUAACAUCAUGGAGGUGCGUCAGCUGCCCUCCACCCAAGCCCUGGAGGCCAAACUGUCCCGCAUGUCCUACCCAGCUGCCAAGGACCACGAGGCCAUGCUGCGUACAGUGGGCAAGCUAACCAUCACUGAUGUGGCCAAAAUCAGCUUCUUCUUCUGUUUUGUGUGGUUCCUGGCUAACCUGUCCUAUCAGGAAGCGCUGUCCGACACGCAGGUUGCCAUUGUCAACAUUCUGUCAUCCACCUCAGGCCUGUUUACGCUCAUCUUAGCAGCCAUAUUUCCCAGCAACAGCAGCGACCGUUUCACCUUGUCCAAACUGUUAGCUGUGGCUCUGAGUAUGGGAGGUGUCGCCCUCGUGAGUUUCUCCAGCAUGGACAACCCUGAUGAGAAAGGCGUCAUAGGUUCCUUGUGGUCGCUGGCGGGGGCGAUGCUGUACGCUGUGUACAUCGUAAUGAUCAAGAGACGAGUGGAUCGGGAGGAUAAGCUUGACAUUCCCAUGUUCUUUGGGUUUGUGGGUCUGUUCAACCUGCUGCUGCUGUGGCCUGGCUUCCUCCUGCUCCACUACACGGGCUUCGAGGCCUUUGAACUUCCCAGCCAGCUGGUGUGGUCGUACAUCCUCAUUAACGGCCUGAUUGGAACUGUUCUCUCAGAGUUCCUGUGGCUCUGGGGCUGUUUCCUCACAUCAUCUCUAAUUGGGACUCUGGCACUGAGCCUCACCAUCCCACUCUCUAUUAUGGCAGAUAUUUGCAUGCAGAAGGUGCGUUUCUCGUGGCUUUUUUUUGCCGGGGCGGUCCCUGUCUUCCUUUCCUUCUUCAUCGCCACCCUUUUAUGUCACUACAACAACUGGGACCCCGUCCUGGUGGGGCUGAGGAGAUUAUACGUCUUCAUUUGCAGGAAACAUCGCAUUCACAGACUGCCAGAAGACAACGAGCAGUGCGAAAGCCUUAUUCCUCUACACACCGUCUCCCCCAGCGAAGGAAGCUUCUGUUCGUGAUCCAACAGUCAAACAAAGUGAUGAAUGUGGAUCUUGCUGAGCAGACAAUCUGGAAGCUUUCAGAGACGUUGAACUACCCCAGUGCCUCAUAUUGAAUCUAUUUAUUUUCUACAGUGUUGAGAUGACGCAUCCAUUUCUACAAGUUCACUUUUAUUUUCACAUUUCGCAGACUGAGAUUCUGUUUGUUGAUGUUUUUCUGUGUAAACAACAAAAACACUUUAUGGUGCUCAAGGUGCUGGACAUUAUUAGUGAUUACUAUUGUGUCGUGUGACCAAGUGAAACGGUACAUGUUGAAGUUGAUUAUAACACUAACAGGGGGCCGAGUAUGUGUGUUUCUUUAGUUUGUUAUGUUUGUCUAUAGGCCUUUUGAAGCCUUGCUGCUUGUUUGUAAGUGCAUGUGUGAAGCAGACACAUUUCCACAAAUAACCAUCUGCCAGUAGGUGAAAAGGUUGUUUUUGAUUUAUCUGCCUUGGACGGAGUAAGCCUGCUUUUCCAGUCACAGGACUCCUCUUUGAAUUUUAUGCUGUACUGCAGCACUUUCACUAAUUUCAACAUCUGGAUCUGUAGUGCCAUCUGGUGCAGUGUAAUAAAGGGUUCAUGUUACCAGCCUUGGCAGCUUGGCUAAGGACAGUCCUUUAGACCUCCAGGUGAUACUAACACUGUCCUGAUAGAAGUCAACAUUUUAACUUUAAUUUCCUCUUGUAAGUCAGACACGAAAAAAAAACAAAAACGAAAACACACUACAGCUAAACAAGAAAGCGCCACAUCCGUCGCAUCAACACCUUUCUUGUUCGCUGCUGUACCUCUGACAGAGCUGGAUCAUGAAGACAAACUGUGAUAGUGACAUGAUCUUUGUGUUUGAACAUGAACUGAUAGAAAGUCCUCUGCUAUAAGCUACAAAAUGCCUUGCUGCAAUAACGGUUGUCUGCUCGUAGGAGCAGCGUAUUUCCUUUUAGAAACAAGUGUAAAUACUGUACACAAUGACACAUUUAACAGAGUAUUGAUGUUUUGUUUGUGAAAUUCAUAUGACCACUACAGAUUCCUAUUCUGAGAUUUUAUAUUUUAUGUAUCAUUGUAAAUGAUUACUGCCAGCCUGUAUAACAGCCAGAUUCUCUUUUACUUGCAACUGAUUGGACGGUUGUUCAUUAUCCUUUUUUUUUCCCCUUAAGCCAGAAAUUAUUCAUUUACUGUGUUUGUAGUGUUGUAGUUCUCGAGAUGGGCCUUGGUCUUGGACUCAAGACCACUUUUUAAAGGCCUCAGCCCCGUCUCAGUCUCAGACAAAAAGGACUGGAUUUUAGUUUAAGACCAGUCAAGAGCACAACAGUAGGGAUGUCAAGUUAUUUGUUAACUGUCUGGGGGAGAUAUCAGCCAAAUCUUCUCGAAUUAAAUUUCGGUUUCUUAAACCACAAAGAGUUCAUCUGCGACGCAGCAGUAUGUAAAUACUCCAAGGCGACGCUUAAUGAGGUGACUUAAUGUAGCAAUCACACUUCACCCAAAGAGUUUUCAUGACUAUUAGCUACCUAAGUAUGCUGUCCUUGACUAGGUCUUACAAUACCUUGGUAUUCCUGCUGACUUGGUCUCAACCCCUUAAAGUCUUGGUCUUGUCUUGGUCUCAAUACACUCUGGUCUUGGUCAUGACUUGGUUUCGUUUUGGUUGGUCUUGACUACAACACUGUGUGUUGGUGAUUUCAUGCGAUGAGAAAAGAACAUUUCUUUUAGCAACCUCGGGGUCUGUCAUGUCACCCAGGAUGUAAACAGUAUAGUUGAAGGUGAAAUAUAAAUGUUAUUCCACUCAUCCAGUUAAAUGUCAGAUGUUUGUACAUCUUUAUGGAGUGUUUUUAUUGCGCUCAACAUUUAUGGGGCGUAUGAAGUGGAGGAAGAGAUAAACGGCCUGUGUAAGGGUUAAUGAAUGGGUUGAGCACUUUAAGUAACAUAUAAACUUCUUCAUGUUCAUUAUUGCCAAUCAGUCCAUCUUGUGUAUGUAAGUAUGACAGCUUUUUUAGGAUGAUUAGUGUACAAAGAGGUAAUUUUUCUCAUGCUGUCUCAGUGUUUUGUUUUUAUUUUUCAUCUUUUAUCAAUGGUGCUUGUUGAAUCUGUAUGUUAUUUUUACACAAUUAUCUUUUUUUCUUUCUCAGGUUCUUUGUCUUGUUUUUCAUAUCUGAUCAUAUCUGAUUUCUUUGUCUUUUAAAUGUCAUUAAUGAAAAUGUUAUAAGAUUUAAAAGAAGGCCAGGAAAGACUGUAAUAGUAACUUUCCUUUUAUCAACCUCUUGAAUUAUCCUUUUACCUUUUGCAAGUCUGUUUUCAUACUUAAACUGCACUAUUAAAAUAUAUCUUUUUAAAUCUCUA
Messenger RNA from Larimichthys crocea (large yellow croaker), 4106 nucleotides. RefSeq names its product solute carrier family 35 member F5. The record is from RefSeq and is a predicted model, not a curated record. The coding region runs from base 306 to 1760 and encodes 484 amino acids. NCBI's taxonomy places the organism in Eukaryota, Metazoa, Chordata, Actinopteri, Sciaenidae. The transcript is spliced from 16 exons. Gene Ontology annotation, cellular component: membrane.